AUGUACAAAAAAGUGAUCCCAAAUAUUAGCGAUGAUUUGAUCUGUUCACUAAUCGGCGACAAAAUUAAAGAAUUAAAUGAAUCAAAAGACAAAAAAGUGAUCCCAAAUAUUAGCGAUGAUUUGGUAAACAAAUACAUAACUGAUAUGAAAGACAAUCAUAUUUUGCUCAAAAUCAUGAACGAAGUCUAUAAGGGAAGCCUCGAUGAGAACCAGAAUAUCGAUACUAAUAAAGUGAUCACUGAUUUGCAAAACAAUCCCGAAUAUGACUUAUCUCUCGAUUAUAUCAACGAAGUCUCAAAGAAUGAGCAUUUGAUCCGAUCUCUGGUCGAUAUUGUGAGCGAAUGUUUUGUUCCCCGAAAAGAGAUCAAAGUAUUGGAACUCAAUUUGACCAAAGGAUUUAUGGCUAGAGAAGUGGACACACAGUUGGCCUCAUCUCAUAUCUAUCCGAUUGACGUGAGCUAUACUAUUGCUGUCAAAUCUGUCGGUGGAGUCAGUGAUGAUUAUAAGAACCAAUCGUUUAAACUGAUUGAAUGGAAUCCAGAGAAUAGUGUCUUUCCAACUGAAAUCAAUUCCUCUAAUUUUAUUCUUCUGAAAGACUCAAACGAUUUAUGGGAUAUUGAUUUAGACACACAAUUGCAAGACAUGUUUGAUGUGAUUUCAGACAAAGGAUUUUUGCUUUCAGUCUUCAGAUACCAAUUGACAGAACCAGAGCUCGCAUUGAAUCAAAUGAAUGGCAAAAAAGCUCUGAAGAACGCGGACUUAGAGAAACGAAUCGUCGAUUUCGUAAAAGCCGCUCAAAGUGUGGGCUUUAAUCUUAUCGCACGUAAAUUGGAUUCAAUUGGUUCGGUGGCCAUACUCUUCAGGAAACUGUUUUCUGAGCCCAAACUUCCGAAAAAAGAGAAUAUAAUACAAAUCUCUAGUAAUCCCGAGAAAUGGUUCGAAACAUUAAAAGAAAAAAUUGUUGAACAGAAAGAAAAUGAGUCAACCGAUGAAAGUCUUUGGCUCAUAGCAAACGACUCCUCUAAGAAUGGUAUCAUUGGUCUCAUUAAUUGUCUGCGUUUAGAGCCGGGAGGAGAGUGUCUGCGAUGUGUCUUCGAUUACGAUAACCUCAUCAAAGGUUCCGUGAAGUUCACUGAAAAGCCGUAUUCAGACAUUUUGUCCAACGAUUUGCCUAUAAAUGUGCUGAAGAACGGAAAAACACUUCACAUCGAUUACGAUAACCUCAUCAAAGGUUCCGUGAAGUUCACUGAAAAGCCGUAUUCAGACAUUUUGUCCAACGAUUUGCCUAUAAAUGUGCUGAAGAACGGAAAAGUCGGUACUUAUAGACACUUCACUCUCAACAAAGACUACGACAAAAAAGAGUCAAACGACUACUUCUUGAAUGUCGGCCAUAACAGAGACUUAGCAUCUCUUCAAUGGUAUGAUUCAAAGAAUUUAGUCACAAGUAAAGACGAUUACGAUUUGAUAAACAACAAAACCAACAAAAUUCCGUGCAAUAUAUAUAGCGCUGGAAUGAACUUCAGAGAUGUUAUGUUUGCAACUGGUCGUAUCGCUUCGGGACCACAAAUGCUAUUCACUGAUUGUUUGAUUGGUUUUGAGUUCGCCGGCCGUCGGGCCGACACUGGAGAGCGAGUUUGCGGUUUUGAUAUGAGUCGAUGUUAUGCCACUUCUAUUGACGCCAACGAUGAGUUAAUUUCCAGAAUCCCCGACAACUGGUCGAUGGACGACGCGGUGUCUGUAUUGAGUACUUACAGUACUGUAUGGUAUGGUCUCAUAGAGAGGGCACACAUGCAAAAAGGCGAAUCAAUUUUGAUCCAUUCGGGAGCGGGAGGUGUGGGUCAGGCGGCGAUCAGUAUUUGUCAGUUCUAUGAAUGCGAUAUCUUUGUAACCAUUGGAACCGAAGAUAAGAAAAAGUUUUUGAUGAAUACCUAUAAUAUUCCGGAGAACAGAAUAUUCAGUUCGAGAAACACUCAGUUUAAGUACAAAAUCAAAGAGAUUACGAAAGGAAAGGGAGUCGAUAUGGUUCUCAACUCUCUUACCGGCGAUAAACUCGACGCCAAGAUUACGAAAGGAAAGGGAGUCGAUAUGGUUCUCAACUCUCUUACCGGCGAUAAACUCGACGCCAGUUAUGAAUGUAUUGCAGAUUGCGGUCGGUUUGUAGAGAUCGGCAAAUUUGACCUCCAAAUGAACAAACAGUUGGGAAUGUUUUCAUUCCUCAGAGAUAUCUCUUUCAUCGGUGUUUCAGUCGAUCAGAAACUUUAUAUGAAGAGAGGAUUCGUUAUCCGCUUCUUUGAAUGGAUGCAUAAAAACUGUGACAACGGAAUGAUUAAACCAAUCAAUCAAAAUGUGUUUAAAGCCGAAGAGGCGGAGAAGGCUUUUAGAUUCAUGACAACCGGUAAACACAUCGGAAAGAUUGUGAUCAGAACUCGUGAAGAAGAAAGCAAUAAGAAUGCAAAGAGUGGUUUCACCCCAACUAAGAAACUAGUGGUCACUCGAAAGACAUAUUUCAAUCCAAACAAGACUUAUAUCAUAACCGGAGGUUUGGGUGGAUUUGGUCUGGAGUUCAUUCAUUGGAUGAUGUUUUUAGGCGCCCGAAAGUUUGUGUUGACCUCAAGAUAUGGCGUCAAAACUGAUUACCAAAAGUUUAUUUUGAAGCGUUUGGCGUCUUUGGGCGGAAACCUGAAACAGUUUGCGACUAAAGUUGUCGUUUCGACUCACGAUUGCAAUACAAGUGAAGGAACAAAGAAACUUUUAGCCGACGCCCAGAAUUUGGCUCCAAUCGGAGGAGUCUUUCAUUUGGCUCUCGUUCUCAAUGACUGUCUUCUUGAGAAUCAAACGAUCGAUAAAUUCCAAGAAACCAUUGAUUCAAAGACUAAAGCGUUUGAGAAUUUGGAUAAAAUAAGUCGCGAAUUAAGUAUAGAUUUGGACUAUUUUGUUGUCUUCUCUUCUGUCGCUUGUGGUAAAGGAAACGCCGGGCAAUCAAACUAUGGUUUCGCGAACUCUGUUUGUGAACGCAUUUGUGAGUCCAGACGAAGAGACGGAUUGCAUGGUUUGGCCAUUCAAUGGGGACCUAUCGGUGACGUCGGAGUAUUGGCUGAUUCAGAGAUCAACACCUCUUUGGCAGCAGUUGUUAAACAGAGAAUCAACUCUUGUUUGGAAAUUCUGGAUAAAUUGCUUCAAACAGACAAUUCUGUUGUUUCGUGUUUGGUAAGGGCCAAGAGAUCAGUGAUGUCGGGAACGAAGGAGUCUAAGCUCGUGAACCAGGUUUGGAUUGCGCUGGGAAUCGAUCCCAAGACUACUCCCAAUCACUUAACUCUGGGAGAGAUAGGAAUGGAGUCUAUGUUUGCGGUGGAACUGCAACAGGGAUUGGAGAGGGAGUACGACAUUAGAGUGACAUUGAAUGACAUCAAGAAUAUCACAAUAGGAAUGAUGAAAGACUUUGAAGUCGGAAAAGUAGAUGAAAUGAAGAGAUUCGCGGAUGAGAUCAAGUCGUGUCGCACGAAGUUAUGUAAAGUGAAGUUCAUUAUACCGAGUGAUGCCUGCAUUAGGCUUAAUAACGUAACGACCGGAAAACCCCUGUAUUUCUUUCCACCACUUGAGGGCAUAUUUACAUCAUUGGAAGGAUUGGCUGAAAAGAUUGAUCGGCCGGUCAUUGGUCUCAAUUGGACCCGAGAUAUGCAGAAAUUGGGUUCACUUAAAGAGAUCACCAAAUAUUAUAUACAACUCUUGAAAGCAUUGGAGCCGAAGGGAGACUACGAUAUAUUUGGCCACUUUUACGGUGCGCUCAUUGCGAUGAAGAUGUUGAAGAAGGCUCCGGUCGGUAGGGCUAUCAUAAUCGACAUGUUGUCUGAGGUCACUCUCGACGAGGAUAUGAUAAGUGACGACAGUUUGGUUGAGAUUAUACUGUCUUUCUGUACGAAAGACGUGCCGACAGUAAUCCAGGCGAAGAUGAGAAGAGACACAAUGUCUAAACCAGACGUUCCCACAAAACUCGAACAAAUCACUACCGAAUUGAAAGAGUUUUGCGGCAAAAGUCUCGUGAGUCGAGACUUGGAUGAGAUUCUCAUGAAUUCGUACAAAAGAGCCAAACUCUUCACCACUUAUCGGCUGAACAUGAAAUCCAAGUUCAAGAAAAUGAAGUUAACUAUUGGAGAGAAAUAUAUGAGAAUGAGUGGCAAAGUGCUGAUCAUUAAGCCCUUCCAAAUGGUGGAAGACGUGGCCAACGUUGAGAGAGUCACCGAUAAGAUCAAGAACGCAUACUUUCUCCCCGAAGCGGGUUUGGAGGGAAAGCUCAACUUCGAGACCGUCGAGUCGGCCAAUACACAGGACUUGGAGGCACACAAGACCAUCGAAAGGAUGGCCGACACUAUCAACAAAUAUCUCGGAAAGAGAUAAGUGGGUCGACUAUCACCUGCUGGUCAGUGACCGCUAAGACAUUAUUAUAACCCAUAAUCUGAUCCCAUAUUUUAUGUUAAGACUAUUUUUUUAAUUAUCAAUAUAUCUAUUAUUUGUGUUAAGACUUGUGUAUAAAUUAUUAGUGAAGAACUGUAUUAAUCAUAUAAUCAUUAUAUAUCUUAUGAACUGUUAAUUAAAUAAAAACUUUUAUGUUAAAAAAAA
Medioppia subpectinata is the source of this 4617-nucleotide messenger RNA. The record is from the annotation of a GenBank genome assembly. Lineage: Eukaryota; Metazoa; Arthropoda; Arachnida; Sarcoptiformes; Oppiidae.